AUGACAGAUGCAACUGCGAAGCGCUACAAAUCUCUCACAUCGCUGAAGAGUCGUCAGAAUGGUCUUCAGGUAUAUAUUGCGAUUGGAGGCUGGGACUUCAACGAUCCGGGUCCCACGAGGACUACCUUCUCGGACCUUGCUGGCUCACAGUCUGCACAAGAUACUUUCUUUGAGUCACUGGUCAGUUUCAUGCUUCAUAAUGAUCUCGACGGGGUUGAUCUCGACUGGGAAUAUCCUACCGCAGACGAUCGAGGCGGCAGACCAGAGGAUUUUGCCAACUAUGUCACUCUAGUGAAACGACUAAGGGAGCGGCUGGAUCAAUUGCCGCGGCACUUUGGGCUCACCAUAACCUUGGUAGGUUUUUUUUUUUUCUUUUUGCUUGUAUCAAGUGCUUGA
This is a messenger RNA of Aspergillus oryzae RIB40, 396 nucleotides long. Its product is annotated as glycoside hydrolase family 18 protein. Gene Ontology annotation, molecular function: hydrolase activity, hydrolyzing O-glycosyl compounds. The record is from RefSeq and is a predicted model, not a curated record. The coding region runs from base 1 to 396 and encodes 131 amino acids. Gene Ontology annotation, biological process: carbohydrate metabolic process. NCBI's taxonomy places the organism in Eukaryota, Fungi, Ascomycota, Eurotiomycetes, Eurotiales, Aspergillaceae. The transcript has a single exon.